Messenger RNA from Rana temporaria (common frog), 1275 nucleotides. It is a transcript of the gene HOXA7, whose product is annotated as homeobox A7. Gene Ontology annotation, biological process: regulation of transcription by RNA polymerase II; anterior/posterior pattern specification. Gene Ontology annotation, molecular function: DNA-binding transcription factor activity, RNA polymerase II-specific; RNA polymerase II cis-regulatory region sequence-specific DNA binding. NCBI's taxonomy places the organism in Eukaryota, Metazoa, Chordata, Amphibia, Anura, Ranidae. The coding region runs from base 405 to 1067 and encodes 220 amino acids. The record is from RefSeq and is a predicted model, not a curated record. The transcript has 2 exons. Gene Ontology annotation, cellular component: nucleus.
AAAAUAAUCAUUUGAAUAAUCAAUGAAGCCCUGCACUAGGAAUUGACAUUAGACAGUGUACAAUGUGUGUGUGUGUGUGUGUGUGUGUGUGUGUGUGUGAUGCUAUCACAUGAUGAGUAUGGCAAGAAAGAGAUGAAUGAGUAAACAGAAAUACACCAUUUUGAAGAUGCAUUUAUUCAGAGACUGGGUGUUUUUCCUGCAUUGCACACAGCACUGUCCCACCUGUGAUGCAGGAGCAGAUUGGACGGGAUGGUCAUAUGGUCGGAGAUCACGUGCAGGAGGCAGCUCAGUGCAAAAGAAAAUGGGGUUUUGUGUAAAUCUGGGGGCUUAAUGUUAUCAUAUAUCAAGCUACCUCGUAAAACCGACACUGAAGCCUACCGGACAACAAAUCACAGGUCAAAAAUAUGAGUUCUUCAUAUUAUGUGAAUGCUCUUUUCAGCAAAUAUGCGGCUGGGGCUUCUCUCUUCCAAAACACAGAGCCCACUUCUUGUUCCUUUGCUACCAACUCCCAGAGAAGCAGCUAUGGAGCCGGCACCGGUGCCUUUCCGCCAUCAAUGCCCAGCCUAUACAACAGUGCCCUCUAUCAGAACCCUUUCUCUGGAUACAGCCUGGGCUCAGAAGCUUACAACCUGCACUGCUCGUUUGAUCAGAACAUUCCGGUGAUCUGCAAUGACCUGGCCAAAGCCAGCUGUGACAAGGCGGAUGAAUCUACUCUGCACUCCCAGGCUGACAGUAAUUUCCGCAUAUACCCCUGGAUGAGGUCCUCAGGGCCCGACAGGAAGAGGGGUCGCCAGACAUACACUCGUUACCAGACCCUGGAGCUGGAGAAAGAAUUCCACUUUAACCGCUACCUAACCCGGAGGAGGAGGAUAGAGAUCGCCCAUGCUUUGUGCCUGACAGAGAGGCAGAUUAAAAUCUGGUUCCAGAACCGGAGGAUGAAAUGGAAAAAGGAGCAUAAAGAGGAGAGCGGCGGUACCUCUGAUGCUGGGGAGCAGACCCCUGCACCUACUACUCCUACUACCACUACUACUACACCCGAUGAGGACAAGGGGAAGGAGGGGGAAUAAUGUGUCUGCUGGGGUUGGGGGAAGGAGUGGGUAACCGGGGGCAACGUACUAACCAGGAUUUGCACGGGACAGUAAAAGAAAGCAACUUGGAAAAAAUCAUUUUGAAACUGUAUUUGAUGUCUUUUUGUAAAAGUUGAUAACCGAAAGAAGGCCAUUCAACGUCUUCAGCACAACGCCGACGAGGUGCAACCUAUAAGGACAACAAAAA